Molecule: messenger RNA, 1047 nt
Organism: Penicillium chermesinum
Lineage: Eukaryota; Fungi; Ascomycota; Eurotiomycetes; Eurotiales; Aspergillaceae
Product: inositol-pentakisphosphate 2-kinase
Exons: 2
Coding region: 1-1047 (348 amino acids)
Biological process (GO): inositol phosphate biosynthetic process
Cellular component (GO): nucleus
Molecular function (GO): inositol-1,3,4,5,6-pentakisphosphate 2-kinase activity; ATP binding
Source: RefSeq, a predicted model, not a curated record
AUGCCCAAGCCUGCCCCCCUGGAGCUCCCAGAGGGAGUCCGCCUCGAAUAUCUUGCCGAAGGUGGCGCGAACGUGAUCUAUCGAUUUGUCGCGACCCCGGUCAAGGAUGCCAAAUGGCCUGUGUCUAACGUGACCAUCAACAGCAUUGAACACUCUUCACUACCCCCGGAAUUACGGGGCAAAUUACUCCGUCUGAGGAAGGAAACGACGGUGAACACCCCGUACAAGGAAAUCGCUCAAAACUUCAAUUCCGUCAUUCGACCGCUCUUUAGCCAAGAAGAGCUGGUCGACCAGACCCUCAUUCGACUGCCCGAGGGUCUGAUCCACCGGUACAAUGAGCAGCUUCGCCUACUGGAGAUCAGCGGUCGGCGGCCGAAGAAGCGACAUGGCGGCUAUCUUGCCGUUAAUGAACCCUUCGGUUUGCUCAUCACUGACAUGACCGCAUUUGACGAGCCAGGAACAAUCUUGGCAGAGUUCAAACCCAAAUGGCUCACCCAGUCUCCAUCAGCGCCUGCGCUGGCGCGCCGCUGCAGGACAUGUGCGCUGAGAGAAAUGAAGAAUCACGAGGCCCGGGAGGUGGCGGCCAAAGAGCAGCGUUCGUUUUGUCCCCUAGACCUUGUAUCGGAGCACUACGAGCAUGUCUUCCGAGCUACUGCGUUUAUUGCAGGCUGCAACGACCGUGCACGGCUGGCUCAUAUCCUCUACUCCAGUUCAACUCUCCGGAAGCUUCAGUCCCGGCAAAAGGCCUCCGGAAAGGUCGGCUUGUACGGGCCGACGGGGAUCUCUCAGACUACAUCGCUUGGUAUGACCUUACGGGAUUGUACCAUGUUUGUCAAGAUCCCGCGUGAUGAGAAAUCGCCGGUGGAAAUCCGCUUAGGCGACUUAGAUCUCAAGUGCAGCACAGGAGGCAAAGCCGAGUAUUGGAAGUACAUCGAGCUCCAGCUCAUUGACGGCGGCUGGUACCACGGAUCUCACAGCAGUCAAACGCUGAGCAAUUGCUCCCUCCGCAAUACGCCAGCUACGAACCGUGCGCCCGUUCAGCCUUGA